Messenger RNA from Solea solea (common sole), 4526 nucleotides. RefSeq names its product dynein regulatory complex subunit 1 homolog (Chlamydomonas) (gene drc1). The transcript is spliced from 15 exons. Gene Ontology annotation, biological process: cilium-dependent cell motility; axonemal dynein complex assembly; regulation of cilium movement. Gene Ontology annotation, cellular component: axoneme; axonemal dynein complex. The coding region runs from base 1938 to 4115 and encodes 725 amino acids. NCBI's taxonomy places the organism in Eukaryota, Metazoa, Chordata, Actinopteri, Pleuronectiformes, Soleidae. The record is from RefSeq and is a predicted model, not a curated record.
CACCACCACCAACACUCUAAGCUGUCACUUAGUUAACUGGCUGAAGGUCAGGCUUAGAUUAUGCACCUCUCAACCCCUGAGUAAUGAAUGUGAUGCUUUGUUAAACAAGGAGUAAACAUAUGCCCCUGGGGUUUGGAAUUAGCAGACGCACACACAGACGCACACACACACACACACACACCCACACACACACCCUCCUGCACAGAACAUAUGCAGAGUGAAUGGGGCUUAUUAUACACCUGUGAGUGGGGUCAAAGUCUGUCAAUCCCGAGCUUAUGGUAUUAUGAUAGAUUAUAGAAUCACUCUCUAAUGGCAGUCAUUCAGUUUAUAAUCUCAGUGGCUUGAUGCAAAAGCACUCCGCGUUCCAGCCGAGGGUCUGCUGAAAAUGAGGCCUUCUCCUCAUUCACCCUGCCUCUUACCCCCCCUUUUCCUCACAAAGGUCUUAUGACAAGUCAGCUGUUGGUGACAUCACAGAUGCCGGAUCAUAUGUCAGAAACCUUUGCAAGUCUGACUUAACAUCCCUCGCAGCUCAACAGCAGCAACUGAGGCCACUUGAGGCCAAAAGAGCGGUGAGGUGCCCACCCCCCGGAGGGGGGUGAGCGCCAGUGUUUGAGCUGCCAACCGGCCGGAAUAGUGGGGGGCACUCUUUAGGGCAGGAACAUCUGACCCUUGUGUAUGGGUUUGUUUAUGUGGGCAAACAGAGUGCCCAUCUUGCCAUCAGCUUGAGAAGACAUUUAUCAUUUGUGCAGGGAGUGCGUGUGAAUUACAGAGUCCUGAAUCUGUGCACGUGAGAUUUCUGGUUUCAUACAUUUCAGUGAUGUCAGUGGAGCCAGAGUAGGAUUUUUAUAACAAGGCAGUAGUGCCACCUAAAGUCAGCAUCUGAAAAUGAUAUUAAAGACACACAGUUACGGCUCUAUGGGGAAGAGUGAUUGUGAUUAUUAAAAGUAAAAAAAAAAUAGACAGAUAUUGCAUUCAGUAUUUCCUAAAUGGCUUUUCUUUUUCUUUUUUUUUUAAACACAAAAAUGUCCUUACCAGACAUUAAACCACCUAUAAAAACACCAUUACAAUGAUCUGCUUCAACAGGGGUCAGCAAGUAAAUUUCUCAGAAAUUGAAUAUUGGGCCAAAACAUCACAUCUUAAUCAGGCAAAACUGCCCUUUUCUUACCAUCCUUUGUUCUAUUGUACAAAAAUGGCAAAUUUAGGAGACGUGUUGGUUUGAAAAAAGUAACUUCAAUUUGCCACAGACUGUUACUCGCGUCUUCUGCCCUUUGACUCAGUUUAUAUUUUUCUCAGAAUAAAAGGCCCUGAAUUCGGCAUUAAAAAACUACCUGAAUCUGAUUUUUUAAUUAAUCUAUGGGCUGGAUAUCAAUGCUGGUGGGGCCAGUUUUGGCCCACGGGCCACCAUUUGCUGACCACCGUGCUGCAAUAUAAGCAUAUGUAAUCACUUUUUCUCCCGUUUGUUUGCACUUUGACUUAUGUUUGUUUUAAUGUUUAUCCUUUGGGAUAUUUUACCAAGUUUCACUAGAAUUGUUGGUGUGAUUAAAAUUAAGGCCUUUUAUAGGACUUUUAUUGUAUUGUUUAGUAAUUUAUACAGUAGUUGACCUAAUGUAAAUAACAGUUUAUGCAAUGAAACUACAUAAUGCAAGUGGUGGAUGCAAAGCUUCACAGAAAAAGGCAGAAGUGUUGAACCUCUCCAACAAACAUCCAGAGGUUUGGAAAAAUUGAAAUAUGCCACUAGAUGGCAGCACUGAACUGUAUAUAAUAUAGUGUGUCAAUGAUCCCAGACUCUGUUCUGCUUUGGUGUUUCCACAUUUGAACAACAUUUCAAUCCACACAUUCAAGAUUUCCUCUCUGAUAAUUCCUCUAAAUGAGGUCAACCAGCCUAUGCUGGAAUAUUUAAAGAACCACACAAGGCCGCAGUCGACACAUGCUAAUUGAUGCUGUGUCGCCAUAGCAACGUUGUAGAAACACUGCCGGAGCUCAGCGUUUGUCGGGCCACAACUUUUUCUGCGGCCCCGAGUCAUCGCGAUACGUUACAGUUUGUGCGAGUAAUCUUCACACAGCGAAGUGCGAGAAUGCAGGAAGUUGAUAUGGAUCCUGAAAAGGCGUCUGAACCCGAAAACGUCGAAGUUAAGAGCAGGGUUUUCACACUAGAGGAUGACAAAGACCAUGGUGUGGAGCUCAGUGGAGAGAUGUCAGAGAAACGGCUGCAGGAAAGGGAAAAGAUCUCUCCUCGGAGGAUAACCAACCUUCAGAGACACUUGACAACAUUAGUCACCAACAUCCAGACUGCUGCUGACGCCAGAGAGUCAAUGCGACGGAAGGAGCUGGAGGAGGCUCGCAAAAUGAGAUUGGAGCUGCUGGAAAAUGAUAUGAAAUCCAGCCAGGAAAAAUUUGAGGAGAUAACCAGAGGGUGGUCUUUGACUAAGGAGAAGGUGAGCGCUCAGGAGCUGCAGGAAGCUCUGAACAACCAGCAGCAGCUGCUCACUGGUCUGUUAGAAGACAAGAAGAAAGUCAUCGAUGAGCUACAACAGGAGCUGAAGCUUGGAGACGAUCACUUUGUGAAGGACCUCAAGAAGCAGGCAGAGGAGCGGGACCUGAUGCUGGAGAGGAUGGAGGACCAGAUCAAGACUUUGACCAAAGCCUACAGGGAGGAACUGGCCCAGACACAGAGUGUUAAUCAGCGGGACACCAAAGACCUACUUACCAACGACACGAGUGAUUGGGAACAACGCAUGAAGAAACUCUGGGACACAGAGCAAGCGAGGCUGGCACAGAGAAGGAAGACGGUGGAGGAGUAUGAAGCCAAAAUUCACAGCCUGAUAUUCGAGACUAUGGACAAGCAAACGGCGACCAAGAUCGAACAGAACGCCAAGUUGCAGGAUCUGGAGAGAGAGCAUCAGAAGACGUUGUCCUCCAUCAUUGUCGUUAGACUGAAUCAAAUUAAGGAAAAGCACAAACUAGAGGUCCUUACGAGCAGCAGGGUGGACAGUCUGCAGACCGAGAAGAAAAAGGCGGUCGCCAAACCCAACCAUCAGCCGAGUAAGACGAGCCAAUCUUUAAGCAAAGACUACAAACAGAGCGUCCAGCAAUAUGAGCGUCUACAGAAGAAACUCAAGCAGAUUGUGGUUGCUGACGCGAGGACCUUUGAGGAGAUGUGGGCGACAGUUGAGGCAGAGGUGAGGCAACUAGCUGAGAGGGCUUUAGAAAUCGACUUGUUGAUCUGCAGGCAGCACUUUGGCGUGGCCUGGGAGCGACCUCCGCUACCCCUCGCGGCUUCCUCUAGCUCCUUCCACACUGAGAGACAGACCCAUAGACCUGCCCACCGGGCAGUCUCCCAGCUGUACCACACCGAGCAGUCCCUGCAGCGCACCAGCCAGAGGACGACGAUGGGGGUCGAUGCCGAGACCGAGAGCGCGGACGUGGACCACGCGUCCAUGGGAGGGACGGCGACUCCGAGCGAAGGGGACGCAGAGCUGGAGGACGGGAUGCUGACGCUGGAGACGGUGACAAAAGUGAUGGAGCUGCUGUGGGAGGAAGUGGGCUUCCUGAUGGAGGACGAUCCUGCGCUGCUGGCUUCCCUGGAGAAGGAAGAACAGACUGCUAUAAAACUUGGUUCUCUUCUUUUUUCUUUUGGCAUUGAAGAGGAAGAUUUACCCAAGUUGGCUCACUUCGUCCUAAAGUACAGACAACAGCAGAGAGAGCAGACAGAGAGAGUCUGUGAUGAGACAGGUGAAUCCAGUGACUGGGCAGCUGCAUCUGAUCCGACCUCUGACCUCAUCCAUCCCAACCAUGUCCUGCCUGCUCUUAAAAGUUUCCUCAAUCAGUGCAUGAAGUCCAGGCAAAACUCAUGUCAGUCCAGUGUUGUGCACACAGAGGGUCGGGGUAGUUCAGAGGACAAAGCCUACUGGCAGAGUUUGUGCAACAUUAUUCCUGAUAGCAAAAUCCAACUCUGGGAAGAAGCAGAGAAGAUACUAACACAGUACAUAGUGAUCCUCACAGACAUUUGUGAGCUCGACACUGAGACUGACAGCCUGAGGCAGCAGAACGCAGAGCUGAGGAUGCUGCUGCAACAAUCUCUCAACCCGCAAGUAUGUGACGUUACCCAUCAAUAGUGGAGAAACAAAUAACAGCAGUGUUGUCUUUAAUAGUGCGAUGCAGUAUGAUAGUCCUUUUAAGGCUGACAGGAUUAUAAUCGGUCAGUUGAUCAUUCAAAAUAAUUUUAAGUGAAUGCCAUGAAUUGGAUAGUUCAGGCUGCUGGUACAUAAAUUAAUAAUAUUUGGUUCGUCACUUUAUCAUCGUUUGAAAAUAUUGGCUAAAAAAAAAGCAAUCUUAAAACCUCAGAGUAGAAAUUAAUCUGACAUAUUGUAUUCCCUCACAGGUCAGCUAAGAACUGCAGAUUACAUAAUCAAUACGGAAUCAGCAGAAUCAGAACAUUUACGGUCAUGUCCAUGAAAGGAUCAAUGUCUGUAAAAUUCUUAUUACACAUGUGGUUAAUAAUAAAUCUUCUAUUUCAUCGUGUCACA